Rhopalosiphum maidis (corn leaf aphid) is the source of this 3750-nucleotide messenger RNA. Its product is annotated as probable basic-leucine zipper transcription factor R. Gene Ontology annotation, molecular function: nucleic acid binding; exonuclease activity. Gene Ontology annotation, cellular component: nucleus. The record is from RefSeq and is a predicted model, not a curated record. NCBI's taxonomy places the organism in Eukaryota, Metazoa, Arthropoda, Insecta, Hemiptera, Aphididae.
ACUCCUGUCAUUCGCCUGCCUGGUGCCGUCUUGGCCGCGUCGUGUGACCAACUCUCUCCGUCCGUGUGCUGUGCGCGUGUGUUCAUAAUAAAUAAUAAUAAUAAUAAUAAUAAUACAAAAAUCGUGUGCAUGUGUGCGUCCGCGAUCCGCGAGCGUUAAACUGUUUCCCGCCAGUGAUUUUAUUUCAUUAUUAUUUUAUCAUAAUUUUUUUCGUACCGUUUUUUAAUUAUAUUACCUAUAUCGUUUUGUGAUACUUACCUCGCAUUCACAGUUUUACUUAUGUGACGACGCUCAAGUGUAUACAAUUUUAAUACCACGUGACGCGUUCACUUGUCAUAUGGUUAUGAUAUUAAGUACUAUAAUAUUAAAUAUUAUUGUUUACGAACUAAAUCAAUUGAUCUCGUCGGGCGUUAAUUUUUUCAAUUUUUUUUUCUCAACUGCCGGUUGUUCAUCAUAUUUUUUAAAUGCUCGUGGACCGCUUCUUACGAACGCGACUAGUGCGUACCGCAGUCGAAAAUUACAAAACUGUGUUACGACAGCAGCAUUUUAAUAAUUUGUGAAUGAACUAAGAACAACGUGCGACGACGAGUGCGAUCGCGACGAAAACGACGACGACAACGACAUGUUCAUAGUCAUGACCACGUGUUUCAUCUUCAGUUACUUGCUACAGUUCGCGGCCAGCAUUACGUUGACGGCCAACACCUUGAUUGAUGCGGUAGGCAGUAGUAUCAGGUCUGUGUCAACUUCCUCCGCAGCAGUGGAAAGCUAUAAGAGGCCCCCAAACGGCGAGAACUAUUGGAUAGCUCACCCUGGCAUGUCAUUUUUAUGGUUAUUUCUUCUAUUUGUGGGAGUACUUUUUUACGCUCUUCAUAAUGCCUAUUAUAAGGUCGGUGAUUCGACCGAAGAUCCCCAGAUGCCCGAACAAAAUGAUCAACAGCAACAGCAGCAGUCAACCAACAUAGUUUCAAAACGAUCGAAAACCAAACAACAGAUCUGCGUCAAAAGCGACAACCUGGACACAAAUGACUCAGUAAAUUCGAAUUCAUCGAGCAAGAUUUCCAAUAGAACUGCACCGGUCAAUAAAUCAAAACCGCCGUUGGUGCCACCGUCGCCCGAAAAGAGUCACAAAUCUGCGGCAGCAGCAACUAUGGUCACUGUUGUAGAGCUGUCAGGUUAUGACAGCUUUUCAGGUAGUGAUGUAGACCAUAAUCACAACUAUGACGAUGAAGACCGAGACGAAGACUGUAGUAACAAUGACGAUGACGAUAACAAUAGUCAUCAAUUCCAGCAUCAGUAUCAUAACCGGUAUAAGAGGAACCGCCGACCCUCGUCGUCCUCGUCGUCGUCGUCAUCUUCGUCUUCGUCUUCGUCGUCAUCGUCUUCAUCAUCAUCGUCAUCGCCGCCCUGCAAGAACGUCAAGCAGGAUCGUCCGUCGAACGGUAAAAAGUCGUCGCCGUCGGUGACGUCCAAAGUCGGUAUCCAAGUGGAGAUGUCGUCCAGGACAAAAGUAAAACCGUCACAAGAACAUACGGCAACACAAAAUAAAUUACAACUGACGGGCGCGGCAGCAGUGCCAACGACGACGCCAUUGACGCGCUUUGAAAACCCGACUACCACUGUCCACAUUGACGAAAAAAUCAUCAUAAAAGAGGUCAAGAAAUCGACGGCAGAACAGAUGGCUAGGAUAACGGAGCAAACAAAACCACGGAACAAAGAAAAUGUUAAGCCGAAGGAAGUUGAAGACAGAAAUAAUAAUAGUAUUAUCAACAACAAUAACAAAAAAAAUAAUGAUAAUUUCGAAAAUGUGCCCAAGAAACCGGGUAAAAGGUCGCGGAAACGGCUCAAUAAGAAUAAACCACAAUUGUUGGAUGAGACGACGACGCCAAUGAAGACCAGGAAAACAACGGCCGAAGACGAAUCGACAAUUAUAAACGAAGUAUCUGCUGAACAGGACAAUCCUGUAAUCACGACUUCGAUUAUGCCACUCGCGGUGCCGUUAUCAUCGUCUCGACUAGCAUACCUGUCUUCUGCUAUUUCCAAAACAACUGACGUAUUCGAGGACAGUGUACGGAACACUUUACUUAUGAAUGACGAGGUCAUAUUUUUCUAUAUGGAUAAAUUUUACGUACUGACCGACGAUCAGAUGUUUCAAAACGGAUUUCCAUUAAAUCACGCGUUUUUUAAAGGGUGUGCGUAUUACCGCCGACAGAACAUGAGGCGUAAUGUACUUAAUCCUGUUGCAAAAGAGUUUUUAUUGGAUACCCAGAAAUGUUUGUCGACAACUCCACCACCAAUCCCUGAAAACCUCGCUAGUUGUAAGAUGAAUGACGGACAGCCGAAGCAAAAACAACAGAAGAAGAAGCAACAACAACAACAACAACAACAACAACAACAACAACAACAACAACAACAAAAACAACAGUUAUCAUCAAAUGAAUACGUUCCUUGUGCUCGCUGCACUUCGUUUUUCAAUGUUAAAGAUGAGGCCCGGUCUGCGGAACCCAACCGUUGUAUCUACCACUACGGCAAGUUAAAGUUCUGCGACCCUCUUACUACAUCGAUUACGUACGAAUGCUGCAAUGGCAGCCGGACGUCCCAGGGUUGCACCCAAGCUAACCGGCACGUGUGGAAUGGUUUUAUCGACGGCAUACACCCCGAAGUCGAUGAUUUCGUGACAUCUGAAUCAUCGUCGUUACCCAUAGACAUGGAUUAUCUAGAGGGCAAAAAACCGAAUCAUCACCGGAUGUACGCCUUGGAUUGUGAGAUGUGCUACACCGAGUGUGGACUGGAGGUAACCAAGGUGACGCUGGUAGACGUCUGUGGUACAGUCGUGUACGAUACGCUGGUCUUGCCCGAUCGGCCAAUAAUCGAUUACAACACCCGGUACAGUGGUAUUACCGCGGCUGACUUCGCGUGCCAUUCAUCCCAGACGUUGGACCAGGUCCGCAGAGAUCUAAUGCGGUACAUUGGCAAAGACACGAUACUUAUUGGCCAUGGACUGGAUACUGAUCUACUGGUACUUCGCUUCGUCCACAAGAAGGUAGUAGACACGUCUAUGCUGUUCUUUAACCCGAACUCGAGCGCCAGCUUUCACAAGAUGUCACUCAAAUCGCUGUCUUCCCGACUACUCAAGCGCGAGAUCCAAAUUGCCUACGGCCACGACAGCAAAGAGGACGCCCGGGCCGCUAUGGACCUAGUCCUGUACAGGAUCCGCCGUGAUUUUCAAGAAGGUAAAUAGCAGCGGGUCGUCCUGCGCCCGACUGAGCGCAGACCCCGUCACAAUGUGGUCUCACUGCUGCACCCCGCACUUCAUUUUGUCGUUGUUCCUAUUUAUUUUCAUACAUAUUAUUAAUGCUGUUAUCAUAAUCGCGCACGCGUACAUACGUAAUAUCAACUAUACAUUUUUAUAUCGUCGAGUAUUAUGUUUAUUGUAUAUAAUAUGUUUAUAAUAUUGAUGUAAGUACGCAUAUGUAUGUACGCGUGUGUGUAUUAAUAUUAUAAUGAUAAUAUGAUGUACACAUUUUUUUCCUAUUUUUUUUAAAAAAAAAAAGAAAACUUUUUAUACGACUCAUUUUCACUCACGUCUUGACAUUGUGAUAUAUUGAUCGACGAGCGAUCGGUCCUGUUAAAAGGUGAUCCCGUUCGAUCUAAUGACUGAAUGAUACGUCAACUCCCCCCUCCCCAGCCACAACUCUCCUUCCCCAUGCUUUUUGUACUUAUAAAAUAAUAAUAAAAUAUAUUGUACAAACA